Messenger RNA from Chara braunii, 1641 nucleotides. NCBI's taxonomy places the organism in Eukaryota, Viridiplantae, Streptophyta, Charophyceae, Charales, Characeae. The record is from the annotation of a GenBank genome assembly.
GUGCACCAGACGUGCGCUGAGGCGCGCACCUCGAUGCGCCGCAACUAUGGUACAUAUUAGCACAGUAAGCAUAGCCACACAGAGACCUGCAGUCUAUAAAAAGGAUUAUGAUUAUCAGUUAACCUUUGUGGGAUGAUGAUUAUCGGUUUAGGGUUUGUUAAACUUUGUUUCCCUUUCAAGACUGCUAAGUCGCUAACUCAUCCUUUAACUCUGUCAUUAUUAGGCGGUCAAAGUCAGAGCGGGGCCCAAAGUGGGUCAGCGUUUGGAAGUGGUACGCAGUUUGCAAGUGCCCGCAUUUUCACUGUCCAAGAGCUCAGCAGUGCAUGCAAUGAUUUUGCUCCUGCAUAUGAAGUAGGAGUUGGAGGUCAUGCAAGGGUAUACAGAGGAUAUAUCCCUCCGUAUGGGGACGUGGCAAUCAAGCGCGCGAAGCUUCGGGCAAUGCAGGGGAGGGAGUUCCAAAAUGAGCUUGAUGUGCUCUCGCGAGUUCACCACAGGAAUCUCGUGCGAUUCUUUGGCUGCUGCGAGGAAGGCGAUGAGCAGAUGCUCGUUUACGAGUUCAUGAAGAGCGGAACUCUGCAUGCUCAUCUUGUCGGGAAGAGUGGUAGGACGCUGGAUUGGAAAUUGCGCCUUAACAUCGCCAUCGGGACAGCAAAUGGGUUGAACUAUCUUCACAAUCAUGCAGACCCUCCUAUCAUCCAUAGGGAUGUGAAGCCUAGCAAUAUUCUGCUGGAUGAAAAAAUGAAUGCAAAACUUGGAGAUUUUGGCAUAUCAAGGAUGGUGGACGACCCUGAAGACAUAAUGACAUUCACAAGGGUGGCAGGUACCUGGGGUUAUCUGGACCCUAUGUACCGUGAAACUCGAAAGCUCACCGACAAGAGCGACGUGUACAGCUUCGGUGUUGUCCUCCUUGAGCUUGUCAUCGGGAAAGAGUCCGAGAAGUCUUUGGGACAGAGGAAGCCUAUUCAAGGAGACAUGCCUGCCUGGGUGGAGAAGGAGUACUUGGCAGGAGGACUGGAGGCAAUUAUCGAUCCAGUGCUCAAUGGACGGUACCCUUACGAGACGAUGUGCCGCGUACUGGAAACGGGUUUGUGGUGCACACGCCCGAAGUGGGAUGAUCGCCCGAAAAUCAAGGAAGCGCUCAGCGCACUUGAGUAUGCCAAGGCAGUUGCAGGGAAAGAAACACUCCCGGAGGACAGCCAAACUAUGGUGGAAGUUUUUGGCCAACAUCUCUUUCAGAAUCUUGGUUUGAAGAAACCGCGCGGAAUAAGGACCCCUCCGCCGGGGCAGGCUGGUGGACUACUGUUCACAGAGGAUCAGCUUCUUGGUGCAACCAAUGGUCCAGGAACAAGCUACUCUGCUGACUCGGUUGUGCUGCCUGCCACAUACACAAAGGUGGAAGCAAGGUGACCUGCCCAAUCUGUGUAAAAUGGCGGCAACAGCCAAGCAGAUUUUCGCAGAGCAGUUGCGUCAGAGAGUGGACAUCACCGGGAACACCAACUGUGGUGAAGUUCUUUUUGAGGAACCUCCAGAAAUAGCAGCUGAAGGUGCAACUCCCCACUGGCAUGCACGCUCUGGGGGGAUAGAUAAAAUCACCAACUACCACGGAAGCUGUGGGGGGAUAGAUAAAGAGAUGCACGCACG